Polychytrium aggregatum is the source of this 1494-nucleotide messenger RNA. RefSeq lists its product as uncharacterized. The coding region runs from base 361 to 1341 and encodes 326 amino acids. The transcript is spliced from 6 exons. Gene Ontology annotation, biological process: actin filament organization. The record is from RefSeq and is a predicted model, not a curated record. Lineage: Eukaryota; Fungi; Chytridiomycota; Chytridiomycetes; Polychytriales.
GGUGGUUCUCGAUGGUAUCUCGGCCGAUAUCAGCCGGUGGUCCUCUGAUGUUUUGACCAAAACCGACAUGCUGCAUCGCUUGUCCCGAAUCACCUGCCCCAAACGGGCUGUGCGGCGCCACAUGGCUGCGUCGCCCCAAGUGCGCCGAUUGGCCCGCCGUCUCCUGGCCUUGGCGGCGCCUUCAGGCCCCCCACCCGCCCGCUCGCUGCCUCGCCUCGAUCGCUCUCCCAUCCGCCUACUUCCCCUCCCUGUCCUGGUCCUCAUCUCGUUCCAACCCGCCUCGACCGGCACACCAAGCACACCAAGCACAUUGGCUCUGGCACCCUCGUUCGUGCAGAGAAAUCCAGCCGCUCGCUCGCAAUGCCCUCGCUGAACGCAUCCGAGCGAUCUCUCGUCAACUCCACAUUCGGCCGAAACGCCGUUCUUGCCUCUGCUGUCGUCCGGCGCUACAAGGCCCAUCCCAUCCCAACCCGAUGGACGUAUACCGGCCAGCGAGGCGCCCUCGUCCUGACUGCAGGAUCGCUCAAGCUUCUUGAUCUAGAUACGGGCGACAUUGUCUGGGAGACUUUGAUCGACAGCAGCUCGGACUACUGCGACGACGCCAACUUUUUCCACAGUUUUGCCUCUGCCGAGGACCGCUGCAUGGUGGGGUUCUGCUUUGCCCUCGAGAGCGAAGCCGCCGACUUUUUCAGGGCCGUUCAGGACGACAGCAGCCGCCAGAGCCCCGUCGCUCCGAGCCAGCUUGCUGCCCCAAAGCCGAGCUAUGCCCCUGUUCCUGCGCCUCGGCUUCCGCUUGCCCCCAAAGCCACGACACCCUCUCCGGCAGCGAACGUCAUCGAUCUCAAGCCCAUCGAACGCUCGGUCUCGGCGCCUCCCGUCGAGAGCAAGGAGGAGGAGACAAAGAGCCGAGGCUUGCUCUUUGGCAUGGGCAAGUCCAAGUCGUCCAAGGGCUCGGAUAAGAAAGACAAGUCCUCGGGCAAGUCCAAGAAAAAGGGCGCAAUCACCAAGGACAUGAUCAGCGGUCCUACGAACUUUGAACACAUCUCCCACGUCGGAUACAACACCAAGACCGGCUCGUUCAAUGCCGAGAACAUUCCCGAGGAGUGGAAGAUUAUCUUUGCCAAGGCGGGUAUCUCGGAAGAGUCCCUCAAAUCAGAUCGCUCGAUGCAAAAGUUUGCCAAGAAAUUCAUGCGGGACAAUGCCGACUUGGUUGGUAAAGUCCAGAAGAGCGGACCACCACCUCCGCCUCCGGUGAAGUACAAUGGCGGUAAGUGCAGCCUUGGGCUGGAAGAGACCGCUCCUCCACAUGCAUGGAUGCCAUCAACUAACGCUACGAGCUAGCAAGCCUGUGCACCACCACUAAUUCGUGCUUUGUCGCCCUCAGUCGAUACGAGCUUUGCUCGACCAGGUCCUCCAGCUGCCGGGCGGAAGCCGCCGCCCCCGCCCCCUCCUUCCCGCCGACCUGCCCCUCCUCCUCCCCCAAGCCGGAACGCG